AUGCCUGCAUUUCAGUCUAAGACCUUUCGCCGGGCGACAAACGCCUCAUCGACCCUCGGUGAAAAACUUGGAGCCCUGUAUCGGGCACGUCUAAGUCGGCAUCCUUUCCUACUUUUCGGACUCCCGUUUAUGUCAGUCAUUGUGGCAGCAUCAUUUGCCCUGACCCCUGCGGCAGCUCUACGUUAUGAACGAUACGAUCGCAAGGUUCAGCAAGUUAGCAAAGAAGAAGCUUUCAAUCUCGGUCUCAAGGGCCACGACGGUGAAGAAGGAAUUAAGCGCAACCCACGUAGGCGGGUUGUUGGCGAUGAACGUGAAGAAUACUAUCGACUCAUGGCCAAGGAUCUUGAUGAUUGGGAACAGAAACGAGUGAAGAGAUUCGAAGGAGAGCCAGACGGCAGAAUAUGA
Molecule: messenger RNA, 405 nt
Organism: Penicillium angulare
Lineage: Eukaryota; Fungi; Ascomycota; Eurotiomycetes; Eurotiales; Aspergillaceae
Product: cytochrome c oxidase assembly protein COX16
Exons: 2
Coding region: 1-405 (134 amino acids)
Biological process (GO): mitochondrial respiratory chain complex IV assembly
Cellular component (GO): mitochondrial inner membrane
Source: RefSeq, a predicted model, not a curated record